AGGUGUUCCUGCAGCUCAGAGGAGCCGAGUGUCUCUAGAGAUGAUCUGAAAGCUCCUGGAUGGACAAGCCGACAGCAGUGAAGACGCUCAGUUCUGACGGAGCAGCCGCAGGAUGCAGCUCAGUGGUCAUAAAGUCCGUAACUUCUCGACUUGCGACACAAAGUGAUUUUUCUCUAAACGCAGGUGGGUCCAGUGGCAGGGCUACAGGAGGGGGUGCGGGGAGCUCAGUCUUGAUCACUUCCAGCAGGUCCCAUCAGAGUGGAUCCGGAGUGGGUGAGGGGUCCGGGAGCGUCAGUGUCACCUCUGGGUCUUUGUCCGCAAGCGGGGGAUUUGUAGCGUCAGGGGCCUCGAGGGCAGGAAGGGGGUCCAAAGGGGCUGGAAGGGGAUCCUCUAGCAUGUCCCACAGUUUUGUUAGCAGUGCUAAAGAAGGAAAAAGAGACGCAGGUCUCGGUGCUGUGACCAUCUCCACGGUGACCAAGACCAGCUCGACUUCAGGAGGAUCCGGGGAGACGAAGAGGAGUUCAUCAUCGUCUUCUCCUUAUUCACCUUCUACAAAGGAGAGGAAGAGUGUGACCACCAUGGCAGCGGCUCUGGCUGAGGUCUUCGAUGAAAGCUCAAGCACAAACUCGUCUCCAGAGUACAACCGGAAGGAGUACGUUACUUCAAGUGCAACUUCAAGUUCUGCCACCAGAGGGCGAACUCAAAGCAGAGAGAGCGAGAUCAGAGCCAGGCUUCAGAGUGCUUCACCUCCAGCCAGAUGGACGGAGCUGGAUGACGUGAAGCGCCUGCUGAGGGGGAACCCCUCCACCAGCAUCAGUCCCACUCAGUCCCCCAACAACACGCUGCCCAUCCCCAGGAAGGCCAGCGUGGAAACCAGGACCACACCUGAGAGCCCCACAGAUCAGUACGGCAGCGUUUGGUCUGCAGACGUGAGCAGUGGAUACGGGUACAACACAAACCCCAACAACUACUCCACCACCUCCGCCCUUUACCAGUCAGGAGUUCAGAACAACCGGACUCUUGGUUCUGCCUCUGUGAACGCUGGUCUUUCUGCCAGCAGCUCCGCUCCGGUGUACGGUGUGCAGAACAACCUGACCAAUCCGACGGUCCUCACCUCCACCGGAGCCGGCACACAGAUAGUUUACGGAGUGCAGAAAAAUGUUUCUGGACUGAGCUCGACCACAGUGAGACCCAGCAGCCCCGCAAACUACGAGGCCUCAGGAAAAGACUUCAACUUUGUUUUGAUAGAGAAGGAAAACGCUCCGAUCAAGAAGGAGACGGAGCGGCUCGCCAUGGCUAAAGACUCCGGGAAACAGUUUGUGUCUGCUGCACCUUCCUCAGGACCUUACUCCGAGGACUCGCUGAAGAGAGAAAAACAGAAACUUUUAUCAUCGGAGGAAGGAACCGAUGUAAAAUCUUCGAGCCUGAAAGUUGGGACUAAAGACAAAGCCACGUACGCAGAGAUCCGUAAGGACGAGUCGGGUUUGGGGUUCUGCUCCUGCUGCAGCUGGUGGAAGUGGCUCCUGGCGCUCCUGCUCACCCUGCUGCUCCUCUUCGGCCUCCUCUUCGGACUCAUCGUUUUGGGUGAGGAGCUGAAGCGCCUGAAGAACCGGGUCGAGGCCCUGGAGGCCGUCACCGGGACCACAAACGCCAGGUCCAGCCGCCUGUCGGCCUCCUCCGGCAUCAACAUCAUCGACCCGUUGGACUCGGAGUUCGUGGACAGGAGCUCCUCCGGCUCCACCGUCACUCGCUCUGAUAACACCAUCAACCUGGGAGGUGCAGGGAGCGGGCCGGAUCAGGACAGCGCCGUCCUCCAGAGAAAGGUUCAGCAGCUGGUCAGGGCUGAACUCCAGUCCGGUUCUGUCAGAGAAACUCUGGUUUAUUCUCUGAAAGGAGAGAGAGGACUACCAGGACCAAAAGGUGACCCAGGAUCUCUAGGACAAAAAGGUGAUAAUGGCUUCCCUGGACUGCCAGGUCCUCCUGGGCAGAUUGGACACUCUGGACUGGAUGGGCCGAGGGGACCAAAGGGGAAUCCAGGUGAACCAGGUCCAGAAGGACUACCAGGUCAAAGGGGCCGGGAGGGACCAAUGGGUCCUCGUGGAGAUACUGGACUUCCUGGUUUGGGAGAGAAAGGAGAAAAAGGAUCUCAGGGUGAGACAGGACGUCCUGGUCCUGCCGGUACUCCUGGAGCAGUGGGUCUGAAAGGUGCUGCAGGAGAGCACGGAGCUCCAGGAAACUCAGGCGCUCCUGGUCCAAAAGGUUUCCAAGGUGAAGCUGGACCAUCCGGACCAAAAGGAGACCGAGGAACUCCAGGGGUACCAGGAACUAAAGGAGAUCAAGGAGAAAGAGGACCACGUGGACCAGCAGGUGAACCUGGAACACCUGGACCACAAGGUCCAUCAGGACCAAAUGGAUCUAAAGGAAGCGCAGGUGAAGCAGGUUCUUCUGGACCCCCUGGUGUGAGAGGACCACCAGGACUUCCUGGAGAUGUGGGUCCUCCAGGUUCUCAAGGGCUGCAAGGACCUCCAGGUGUUGCAGGAAAUCCAGGACAUCCCGGCAGCAAAGGUGAACCAGGAUCUCCCGGUAAAGUCAUUGGUCCAAUUAGUUCUGACACCGUGGCCAUCCCUGGACCUCCAGGACCUGCCGGGCCUCCAGGUCCUGCAGGACUUCCUGGUUUAUCUGGUCCCAUCGGUCCUUCUGGUGUUCCUGGACAGCCAGGUCCAAAAGGAGAGUCUGGAGAUAAAGGAGACAAAGGGGAGCAAGGCCAACGUGGAGACCCAGGUGCUGGACCUCCAGGUCCUCCAGGACAGCCUGGUCCUCAGGGUCCUCCUGGUGAGGGUAAACAAGGUCCUCCAGGCCGCCGAGGACCUCCUGGAGAGCCAGGUGUUGGUGAUCCUGGACCUCCAGGAAAGAAAGGAGAACCUGGCAGCUUUGUGCCCACAUCAGAGACCUUCUUUGCUGGACCACCAGGACCUCCAGGACCUCCAGGCCCACAGGGUCCACCAGGUGAUGAAGGUCCACAAGGCUUCCAAGGUGACGCAGGACAACCUGGUCUUCCAGGAAGUCCAGGAGAACCAGGUGUCGGUUUUCCAGGACCUCCAGGUCCAGAAGGCCCACAAGGACCUAAAGGUGAUCCAGGCGAUCCUGGAGUCCUGGAAUCUGAUCCUGGUAGCUCAUAUACACCUGGCCCACCAGGCCCUCCUGGUCCACCUGGACCACCUGGAACUGAACCGGUCAAUGUGGGCCAGUACAUAGCAGACUACCUUCAGAGUGACGGCAUCAGACAGUACCUGGCUGGACCUCCUGGGCCUCCAGGACCUCCAGGGGAACCAGGCUCCUCCGGUCCUUCUGAAGACGGGCUUGUGGAUGAUGUUGCCAGCCGAGUCAUCGCCUACAUUCAGAGUUCAGGUCCAGGAGCCCCUGGUCCUCCUGGUCCACCUGGUCCACCUGGAUCUGCCUCUGUUAACGACAUCAUCAGUCUCUUGCAGCGAGAAGAUGUGAGGGCCUACAUUGCAGGUCCUCCUGGUCCACCAGGACCUCCUGGAGGUCCAGGUUUUGGUGGCUACCCCUUUAACACCCAGGAUCUCGCCGAACGCGUCUUCAGCCUCAUGAGCGAGAGGGGAGUGUUGGGUUCUCCUGGACCUCCUGGACCGCCUGGGCCUCCUGGAAACUUGUUAGCAACUGGAUUUCAGUCUCUUGUCGGCCCUCCGGGACCCCCUGGUGCACCCGGUAUUCCUGGACCACAAGGUCCACCUGGACCACCGGGAUUUGGGAGCUACGUCAGCUCAGAUAUUCGAGACUACCUGCAAAGUGUUUCCUUUAAAGGUCCUCCAGGACCCCCAGGGCCCCCUGGACCAGAGGGCCCCCCUGGUCCCUUUGGACAAAUGGUCUCAUUUACGGACCACGCCACCGGAGAGAAGCUGAGGGCCGAACGGCAGGAAUACGUCCGGGCUGAUGAUGAUCUGAGCAGAGCCAUGUUCGGACUUCCGGGUCUACCAGGCCCUCCAGGACCCCCAGGACACAAGGGAGAGCCAGGUAUUCCUGGUGGCAGGAAGUGGAGCCCUGACGCCUCCGACUACUCCAUCAUGGCUGGAAAAGUCACUGAUUACAUCAAAGCUCACGGUCUUCUGGAGGACAUUGUCAAGGACUACAACAGCCAGAUCUUCCAAGGACCUCCAGGACCACCAGGGCCCAGAGUUCCCUCAGGAUUGACCAGUUCUCGUGAGAACACCACAGAUCUGUUGGAAUUGAUCCAAACUCUCAAACACGACGUCGAACAGAACCAGAACCAGCAUUUGGUUCAAGGACCCCCAGGGCCACCUGGACCUGCAGGUCCUCCAGGAGAGAGCCGACUGUUUGGUUCCCGCACAGAUGUCGUUGACCUGAUGGACUACAUCAAAAAACAUGGAGCUGUCGUGGGACCGCCUGGGAGACCAGGACCGAAAGGAGCAAAAGGGGAACGAGGCCCUCCUGGAGCUCAGGGGCACACGGGACCCAAAGGUGACAGAGGAGAAUCCUCGCUGACGGCGAAGAGGAGGAGGAACGCCGGCGUCUGACCUUUGACCUCAUCCUGUACAGAUGUUUCAUUCUAAACUCGUGUUUUUGUACUUUAAAGAUGUUUUUUUACCUGAUUUUGUACUGAGUGGUUUCAAAGUGGAGAGGUUUUAUUUUCUGGGACUGAACUGACAAGACGUCGUAAACUUUUGGGCGUUUUCCGUUUAAGUAAAAAUGACAGAAAAAUAUUUUUUCUGAGAAUUUGUUUAUUUGCAUCCCAACAAAAAUCAUAAACAUGAAAACUCCUACAAACUAUACAUGUACUUCAAAAGAUGCUUCAUGAUUUUUGUUUUGAAUCAACAGAAAUUAAAGUUGGUGUUUGAGAAGUUUUUGUUUAAAUAGUUAAUUUUUCUCAAAUCAAAGGUGCGACAAACUGACAGCAGCCAAUCAGGAAGCAGAGGAGACGAACAGGAACCAAUCAGAGGCCAGGACGGUCCGACGAGCAUAAAACUACGAGCUCAUCGUUAGUUUGAACAGACACGUUUAAAUCUGAAAUAUUAAGUCUAUUAACUAAACUUUUCUGGUAACAAAACACUUAAAAAACAGUUUAUGUGU
Molecule: messenger RNA, 5109 nt
Organism: Nematolebias whitei (Rio pearlfish)
Lineage: Eukaryota; Metazoa; Chordata; Actinopteri; Cyprinodontiformes; Rivulidae
Product: collagen alpha-1(XVII) chain
Exons: 54
Coding region: 60-4556 (1498 amino acids)
Source: RefSeq, a predicted model, not a curated record